AUGCGCAAAAUAUUUCAUUUUUUACAACAGGCUUACCGGAAUUUCCAUUUAAACAAUUUGUUACCAUUUAUUAUACUGAUCUCAUAUACACUGAUUGGAGCUGCUAUUUUCCGUAAGCUCGAAUUGGAGCUUGAUUUACGUGAAAGAGAAUUGUUCCGUAGAAGUUACAACUAUGCUUUUAAUCAGAUAAUAAAACGAAUCUUAGAACUACGAUGUGAUGAUAAUGUGAUUAGACACGACCAAUCUUUACAAGUGAGAUAUGCGGAGGAAGCUGUCAAUUGGUUCCUUGAUUACACAAAUUUGACAGGUAUCAUCCGUGAGCGGAACGCCACUAGUCCCUGGUCAUGGUACGGCUCGAUGUUCUAUGCCGGACAGCUGUACACCACAAUCGGCUAUGGCUUACCGGUAGCGAAAACUCUUGCUGGUCAAAUAGCCAGCAUAUUUUAUAUCAUGUUCGGCAUCCCAAUAUUUUUAAUUAUUCUCAAAGAUGUUGGUCGACUACUCUCUAGAAGUUUCCGUAAAUUCUACAAACGAUCACGGAGUACAGGAAAAAAAUUUGUGGGAGGUAUGAGGAAAAUAAGCAUUACCAUGAAGACAUUGUAUAAUCGUACCUAUUUACCACCUACAACAGGAAGUGACCAUUCAUUAGCUGUGAAAGAAGUUGAUUUAGAUCCAGAAAUUACCACUGUAAUGCAGCAAAGCAGCAGGAAAUUUGCCCAUGAAAAUGCAUUUUCGAUUCCGAUCGCUUUAGCAAUGCUCAUUCUCUGGAUCGGUUUUUCAGCAGCUUUAUUUUGCUUGUAUGAGCCUGAAUGGGGAUACCUCACCUCAGUCUACUUUUUCUUCGUCUCCAUAAGCACGGUUGGCUUGGGCGAUAUAGUUCCAGGUAAUAAAGAUAUGAUGCUCGGUUACUUUCUACUAAUCCUCAUUGGACUUGCCUUGCUAUCAAUGUGCAUUAACCUUAUUCAAGUAGCUCUAGAAAAAAUUCUUGGACAGCUGCUACAGGAGUACAUUGAUGAAAUUGAACGGGUAGCAGCUAUUGCGAAGAACGAAGUCGACUAUGAAUGCAAAAUUUCACCCUUUGAAGUUGGAAUGGCUAGUGGUUUGCUAACAGUUCCUCUGGAUAAACAAUAUAAAGCAAUGCGGAGUUUGCCAACUCGAUUUAAAGAAUGGGUUGCGGAGCGUAUCGCAAAUAAUAUGAUCGAAUCACAACUUGCUGAAAUAAAUUCUGAUAUCGAAUCCGAAUCAGAAAUGUCUAUACCAUUUCAGCACCAAACACAAGAGUAUCAGCAGCAACAAGCACAAACAUGUAGAAUUAGUCCGGGAGAAAUGCAGUUUUCAAGACCAACACUUCGAGGUGGUGAUUUAAUUGAUUACCUAUGGAAACACAUUCCAGCUAUUCGCACUGUACAAGCAUUGGAAAAAGCAAAAUUUUAUACUCCAAAUGAUGAUUUUCAAUCAAUGUUGUUCAGUAAAUUUGUAAGAAAUUCGAAAUUGGAACGCUUCAUGGAUCAAGUUUGUGAACCGAUACCUCGUACACAUCAUGCUACUACACAAACCGAUAUCAUACAUUCUUCAAAUAUUGCUACCUUUGAAGAGGAUAUGCAUUUAUCCCGUGGUUUACGAGAUUCAUCGUCGACUCGAUCAGAUAUCAGUCGCCAAUCUACCAACUCGCUUUUGAAUGCUUUUGAUAUCGAAAGUGUAUUGUCUGAUGCUUUCGGCGAUAUUGAAUUCAGGGAAGCAUGCGCUCUGCUUGCAACCAGUGAUGACUCUACUAGUAUCUGUGCAUCGACUGCUUCUAGUCAAAUAGUAUCGUCCAAAAAAUCAUUUGACUUGUCAUCAAAAUGGAAGCCAAGAUGGAAGCAAAUAUCAAGAAAUUUGAAGGCAAAAUCUUGCCAUGGUACGAUAUCUUCCCAUUCAGGUGAAAGGUCAACGGCAGCCGUAUUACCUCCUCUAUCAAAUAUACAACUUUCCCGAAUUGGUUCACUACCAUCAUCCUUCCAACGUUCAUCGUUGCAGUCGAUUCCUUCAUUGUUUUUACGAAAGCGCGAUGAUCAAUUAUAG
Molecule: messenger RNA, 2061 nt
Organism: Brugia pahangi
Lineage: Eukaryota; Metazoa; Nematoda; Chromadorea; Rhabditida; Onchocercidae
Source: the annotation of a GenBank genome assembly